GUGUUAUCAAUAUAUGUAUGAUUUGCCGUAUAAAAUUAAAAUUGUUUUUAAACUUUUAAAUAUUUUUAAUAAUCAAUAUUUAUUCUGUUAUUGAUGUUUACCAUACUCUGAUCGUUGAUUGCAAUCUCAAUUCGUUGAUUAUUAACUUAAUAGUUUCGUGAAAAUCGAAAACGUAUUUAAAUCUUCGCAAUGGCUAUUCACAGGAAAGAUUUUAUGCUUUUAUUAAAACCUUACUACUGGGUUAACAUUAUUCUUACUUUUUCGUAUGUUUUUUGUAAAAAAACAAACUUUAUAUGUCAAUACAUUUUUGCACCAACUGAGAAAACUUGCGAAUUAGAUGUUAAAGAAUUAGAAAUAUUACUUUUUCUGAUGAUUGUUGUUAUGAUACGUACAAGAAAAGCUGGUAGUGUUACUAUGUUAGCUUAUUUGUCAUCCAGUUUCUUGUAUACGAAAGGUGCAAAUUUGUUAUUAUGGUUCUAUGCAGAUGUUCGUUUUGGAUUAUUAUUCACCGCUCUUGUUAUUGUUAUAAGCUUAUUGAUACCAGAACCAACAUAUUCAGGCCCAGAAAAUGUGUUGUACUUUAGAUCAUUAGCAACACUGGAAGAAGCUUUAAAAGAAAACAAGCAGCACACAGUAUGGCUUGUGUGUUUUUAUACUGUUUGGAAUCCUAUGUGUUCUAACUUUGCUCCUAUAUUUUCACAAUUAUCUGUCGAAUAUGAAACAAAAUAUCUUAAAUUUGGUAAAAUAGAUGUAAGCCGAUAUCCUGAUGCUGCUAAGAAGUAUAAUAUUAGUGAUGCAUCUUUAAGUCGACAGUUACCAACUGUAAUUAUGUUUCAAAAUGGAGUUGAAGUAUUUAGAAGACCAACAUAUGACAGCAAAGGAAAAGUUUAUAAGUUUUUUUUCACAGAACCUAAUUUCAAAGCAGCUUUUGAUUUGAACAAUGUGUAUAAUCAAUGCAAAUUGUCAGAAAAGAAAAGAAAUUGUGAUCAAGGAGAAAAAUCUAAAACACAAAAAAAAGAUAAGAAUGCGUAAAUCACUUUUUGGAGAGAAAGGAAUUCUAAAAUAUUAGUUUUUUGUGUUUGUGUUAUGGUUUUAUUAUCAGUAUUGUAUGGAUGACACUAAUGUUAAUCUAAGAUAUGUGAAUGAACACAUUUUUUUUCAACUACACUUUUUAUAUGUAAAAGUUAUGUAUUGAAUGUUGUGAGCUGUAAUUUUUGAAGCAUUUUUUUAAUGCAGUCUAAAUCUGUAUAAAUAGAUAGCCUGCAAAUUAGAAUUAUUGUUGUCAGGGUUAAAAUAAUAUUCGCCUACUUAUUAGUCAUAAGCAGGGCUCAUAAUUUUUAGCACUUACAUAUUUUUUUUGAGAGGUCCUAGAAAUACCUAUGUGAGUUAUAGAUUUGUUUUAGAUAACUAAGAAGUUUUUUUUUCUUGAAAAAAGACUUAAAAAAAGCAAAAUAGCACUUAUACUUUGAA
This is a messenger RNA of Sipha flava (yellow sugarcane aphid), 1470 nucleotides long. RefSeq names its product thioredoxin-related transmembrane protein 2 homolog. The transcript has 5 exons. Lineage: Eukaryota; Metazoa; Arthropoda; Insecta; Hemiptera; Aphididae. Gene Ontology annotation, molecular function: oxidoreductase activity, acting on a sulfur group of donors, disulfide as acceptor. Bases 190 to 1032 code for a protein of 280 amino acids. The record is from RefSeq and is a predicted model, not a curated record. Gene Ontology annotation, cellular component: cytoplasm.